Molecule: messenger RNA, 1389 nt
Organism: Anopheles marshallii
Lineage: Eukaryota; Metazoa; Arthropoda; Insecta; Diptera; Culicidae
Product: PHAF1 protein CG7083
Exons: 5
Coding region: 1-1389 (462 amino acids)
Biological process (GO): Golgi to plasma membrane protein transport
Cellular component (GO): trans-Golgi network
Source: RefSeq, a predicted model, not a curated record
AUGCUCGAUCUGGAAGUUACUCCUGAGCGUUCGCUCGGUUCGACCACCGAGAAUUGGGAAUUUGUUCUCGGAAUGCAUUUUUCUCAAGCAGUUGCCAUCAUACAGUCUCAAGUAGGAAUAAUAAAGGGUGUACAGGUGCUUUAUUCCGAUACGAAUCCGCUCAACGUAGACAUAAUCAUAAAUAUGCCGCAGGAUGGUAUCCGUCUAAUAUUCGACCCGGUACAGCAGCGGCUGAAGACGAUCGAGGUGUUUAACAUGAAGCUGGUCAAGCUAAAGUACUGCUCAAUGCCGUUCAACUCGCCGGAAGUUGUGCCAUCGAUCGAGGAGAUCGAACAUUCGUUCGGUGCCACACAUCCGGGUGUGUACGAUGCCGCCAAGCAGCUGUUUGCGUUACACUUCCGAGGGUUGAGCUUUUAUUUCCCGGUCGACAGCAAGCUGCAGCCCGGUUAUGCGCACGGACUUGGUUCGCUGCAUUUUCCCAGCGGUGAAUCACCGGUCGUUUCCAAAAUGGCCAUCUACUCGGGGGUGAACGUGAUCGACAGUCGUCCGCCGCCACUUCCGCUCUCCUGCUACCAUCAGCAGCUAUACCUCGAGGCGACAACCGUGCUGCGCAGUGCACACGGCACGCGCGGGCUCCGGUUGCAGCUGUACACCGAAGGAUCGAUCCGAACGCUGGAACCAAGGAAACAGUGCCUAACGCGGGAAAUUCUGUUCGGCGACAGUUGCCAGGAUGUGGCGAGCAAUCUUGGUGCACCGUCGAGGGUAUUUUUCAAAAGCGAAGAUAAAAUGAAAAUCCAUUCCCCGAGCGCCCACCGACGUGUUCAGUCGAAGCGGAGUGACUUCUUCUUCAACUACUUUACCCUCGGCAUCGACGUGCUGUUCGAUGCGCGCACGCACAAAACGAAGAAAAUCAUCAUGCACACGAAUUUCCCGGGCCAUUACAAUUUCAACAUGUACCAUCGGUGCGAGUUUCAGCUGGAGCUGGCAGCGGACAAAGUCACUGAAGAUGCCCCACUGGAUGCACCUGUUACGAUAACGGCCUACACCAAGUGGGACUCAAUAGCGUCCCGGUUAGCACCAGCCGAACGGCCAGUAGUGUUGCAUCGCGUCGGUUCGACCAAUACGGCGAACGUGUUCGGUUCGACGUUCAGCUACGGGUACCAGGAUAUCAUUUUCGAGGUGAUGCCAAACAAUUAUAUCGCCUCGGUAACGCUCUACCAACCGGCCACCCCGUUCCAUGUGGCCGAUUGGAACACCACCACCAUCACGGGGCACAUCGGUAGCAGCAGUAGCGCCGGCAGCAGCACAGCACCCAGCAGUAGCAGCGGUCGUAAUGUUUUGCUGCAUGAUGCCAAGCCAAAUCAGGCCAACAUUCGCAUCACCGCAUGA